Messenger RNA from Prunus armeniaca (apricot), 1824 nucleotides. The record is from the annotation of a GenBank genome assembly. Lineage: Eukaryota; Viridiplantae; Streptophyta; Magnoliopsida; Rosales; Rosaceae.
AUGAUCUGCGGCGGUACACCGAUCGCUGACUCCAGCUGUCGGUCCGUCAAGAGUUACGUGCGUGCUGUUCGACACCCUCAGGUCCUCAGCCUCAUUGAGGAUCCCAACAGCAAAAUUCGACGAUUUAGAUGGGAACCCAUCACCUUUUCGGAAGAAGAGGAGAAGGGCAUCAUCUUCCCCCAUUCCGAUCCCAUGAUCAUUCGAGCAGACAUUGUCGAUUUCGACGUAGGCCGAAUCCUCAUCGACACCGGAAGUUCAGUCAAUGUUCUCAUUGCCGAUGCUUUCAACGGUCUUGGAAUCGACCAUCAAAGCCUCAAGAAAGAGAUCACUCUUUUCCUAAGCUUAUCGGGCAAUGUGGUCGAGCCAAUCGGGAGCAUCCAGCUUCCCAUUGCCAUCAGCUCCGGCCCAAGAAGGGCUUUCAUCUACACUCACUUCCAGGUAGUCAACUGCCCAACCGCAUACAACGCCAUCAUCGGCAGACCCGCCCUUACCCGAAUGAAAGCCAUCCUGUCACCACAUAUGUUGCUGCUCAAAUUCCCUACACACUCGGGAAUCGGCCAGGUUCGAGGGGACCAAUUGAGCGCUAGGAUUUGCUACGUAUCAUCCACGGAGGAAUCGACAACCCAGGCAUCAGGGCAACAACCACCCGAAACGCUAACCGUUACCCGCCCAAGCAUGCCGAACGGCAGGGGAGGGACCGAACGUCCCGAUGACCCCUGGGACGACAAUGUGAUGCCGCACGCUCAACCUGCCGAGGAGCUCGAGACGAUCUCCAUCUCCGACACACAUGAUCGGCAGGUCCGGAUCGGCACCUCCCUCAGGCCAAUUCGGAAGUUUUCCCUUGGUCUUACAACGAUAUGCCUGGCAUCUCCCCGGACGUCAUCAGCCACAAACUCAGCAUCUCCCCUUCUUCGAAACCGGUCCGACAGAAGAGACGAUCCAAUGAAGACCGAAGUAGACAAGCUUCAGGCAAUCGGCUUCAUCCGAGAAGUCACCUACCCCAUUUGGCUCGCCAACUCAGUCUUGGUGAAGAAAUCCGACGGCGACUGGCGAAUGUGCCAGGAUUACACCAAUCUGAACAAAGCAUGUCCGAAGGAUAGCUUUCCGCUACCAAGAAUCGACCAACUGGUGGACGCCAUGGCUGGCCAUGAGCUCCUCAGCUUCAUGGACGCCUACUCCGUCUACAACCAGAUUUUCAUUACCGACAGAGGGCUUUAUUUCUACAACGUCAUGCCAUUCGGCCUAAAGAAUGCAAGAGCUACGUACCAGCGGCUGGUCAACAAAAUCUUUGCCGAACUCAUUGGCACUUCAAUGGAGGUCUACGUCGACAAUAUGCUGAUCAAAAUGCGCCUGAACCCAAGCAAGUGUGCCUUCGGCGUCUCUUCCGGCAAAUUCCUGGGCUUCAUGAUCAGCCAGAGGGGGAAUGAAGCCAACCCCGAGAAGAUUCGAGCGCUCAUCGAUAUGCAAGUGUCGAGGACGAGGAAAAAGGUUCAGAGCCUCACCGGCCGAGUCGCCGCUUUGGGCUGUUUCAUAUCAAAGGCCACCGAUCGGUGCGCCCCUUUUUUCAAAGCCCUCAAAGGAAGAAAACGGCAGGUCGAUUCGACUUCCGAAUGCAACCGAGCGUUCGACGAUCUGAAAGCCUACAUGAGCCGAGCCCCUCUGCUGUCCACCCCUAUUCCCAGAGAAAACCUCGUCAUCUAUCUCUCGGUCUCGGCAUCGACCCUGAGUUCCGUGCUCAUCCGUAAACCGAACGGCAUCGAACUCCCCAUCUUUUAUAUGAGCCAUGCAUUACAGGACGCCGAGCAACGGUACCCCCCAACUUGA